Myotis brandtii (Brandt's bat) is the source of this 354-nucleotide messenger RNA. RefSeq names its product 60S ribosomal protein L32. The transcript has a single exon. Gene Ontology annotation, cellular component: cytosolic large ribosomal subunit; ribosome. Lineage: Eukaryota; Metazoa; Chordata; Mammalia; Chiroptera; Vespertilionidae. The record is from RefSeq and is a predicted model, not a curated record. Gene Ontology annotation, biological process: translation. Gene Ontology annotation, molecular function: structural constituent of ribosome. The coding region runs from base 1 to 354 and encodes 117 amino acids.
AUGGCUGCCCUCAGACCCCUCGUGAAACCCACGAUUGUCAAAAAGAGGACCCAGUCAGACCGAUGUGUCAAGAUGAAGCAGAACUGGCGGAAACCAGAGGCACUGACAAUAGGGGGCCAGAUCCUGAUGCCCAACGUGGGUUAUGGAGCAACAAGAAAACAGCACAGGCUGCCCAGUGGCUCCCGGAGGCUCCUGGUCCCUAAUGUCAAGGAGCUUGAAGCGCCGCUGACGUGCAGUCGCACUGUGCUGAGUGCUCACAGCGUCUCCCAAAGACCCGCAAAGCCCCUGGGGGAGGAGCAGCCAGCUGCCAUCAGGCCACCAAUCCCGACGCCAGGCUGCGCAGCGAGAGAGUGA